AUGUCCCGGCUGGAUUUGGAGAUGCUGGCCGAAAUAGAGCUGCGGAAAGAUGAGGAGCAGGCAGCUGCCCUGAGCAUAGUGAGAAGGCUGUUGGUGGUGCCCUUGGCCGGCCAGGAUCCCGCACUGAGCAUCAAUCACCCCUUCUACGACGUGGCCAGGCACGGCAUCCUGCAGGUGGCAGGGGAGGACCGCUUUGGGAGACGAGUCAUCACCUUCAGCUGCUGCCAGAUGCCCCCCUCCCACGAGCUCAACCACAGACGUCUGCUGGAGUAUUUGAAGCACACGCUGGACCAGUACCUGGAGAGUGAUUACACCGUUGUCUACUUCCACUACGGGCUGAACAGCCGGAACAAGCCGUCCCUGGGCUGGCUGCAGAGCACCUACAAGGAGUUUGACAGGAGUGAUAAGUUUGGGAAAAAAGUAGUCUAUUUCAACUACUUGAGUGAGCUCCGCGAACACCUCAAGUAUGGCCAGCUGAUCGUCCCCCUGGAGGUUCUGCGGUAUGACGAGAAGCUCCAGAAGCUACACAAGGGCAGGUCGCCCCCUCCCGCCAGGACACCACCACCACGGCCCCCUCUGCCCACCCAGCAGUUUGGCGUCAGUCUGCAAUACAGGGGUAAUAACAGCCUAGGCUGUCUCAUUCCACCCCGGUUGCUGAGGUUCACAGUGACCUACCUGAGAGAGAAAGGACUCCACACUGAGGGCCUGUUCCAGAGAUCGGCCAGUGUCCACACCAUCCGCGAGAUUCAGCGUCUGUACAAUCAGGUGAGGAAGCCCGUGAACUUUGAUGACUAUGGCGACAUCCACAUCCCUGCCGUGAUCCUGAAGACCUUCCUGCGAGAGCUGCCCCAACCACUGCUGACCUUCAGGGCCUAUGAACAGAUUCUCGGGAUCACCAGUGUGGAGAGCAGCCUGCGGGUGACCCGCUGCCGCCAGAUCCUGCAGAGCCUUCCAGAACACAACUAUGCUGUCCUCAGCUACCUCAUGGGCUUCCUGCACGAGGUGUCCCCGGAGAGCAUUUUUAACAAAAUGAACAGCUCCAACCUGGCGUGCGUCUUUGGGCUGAAUUUAAUCUGGCCAUCCCAGGGGGCGUCCUCCCUGAGCGCCCUCGUGCCUCUGAACUUGUUCACCAAACUGCUGAUCGAACACUACGAGGUCUUCAGCACCCCGGAGGCCCGUGGGGAGCUCGGCACCGGCGUCCCUGAGGCAGCUGGGACGCCCCGCUAG
This is a messenger RNA of Callorhinus ursinus (northern fur seal), 1227 nucleotides long. It is a transcript of the gene ARHGAP8, whose product is annotated as Rho GTPase activating protein 8. Lineage: Eukaryota; Metazoa; Chordata; Mammalia; Carnivora; Otariidae. Gene Ontology annotation, cellular component: cytoplasm. Gene Ontology annotation, molecular function: GTPase activator activity. The record is from RefSeq and is a predicted model, not a curated record. Gene Ontology annotation, biological process: small GTPase-mediated signal transduction; negative regulation of endocytic recycling.